Molecule: messenger RNA, 520 nt
Organism: Octopus bimaculoides (California two-spot octopus)
Lineage: Eukaryota; Metazoa; Mollusca; Cephalopoda; Octopoda; Octopodidae
Source: RefSeq, a predicted model, not a curated record
GUGACACUAAGAAGAGGGACGAGCUGCGAAACGUUGAUUCCGAGUGACAUUUUCUACAGAACUGCACACAACAGACAAAUCACUAUGAAAGGAUUCUGCUUUUUGAUAGCAGUGUGUCUUCUAGCUAUCGUGGAAGGUGUUCAAAAUUGCCCUAUCAUAUGUUUCGUUCAUCCAUGUCAAAUUGCUCGCUGCCCAAUGUUUCCAUAUGCCACUUGCGUGCAAAGAUGUCCUUGCCGUGCUGAAUUUUAUAUUUAUGGGCGUGAUGUGACGAGUUUGUGCAAUUACGGUCCUUUUUGGAAAAAUUAUUAUGAACGUGUUAAUGCGAAGAAGAAGUGCAUAAUUUACAAUUGUUUCAUGGAUCCCUGCCGUGGAAAGACAUGUCCGAAAUUUCCAAACGCUGAAUGCAGGUCCAAUUAUUGUAAUGGAUGUAAUUUCGACUUCUUCGUGGCUGACGUGAAAGUAAAUUGCUGAUGCUACUUCUAUGAACAAACAAGACAAAUAAAAGUAGCUAAAAAGUUCA